Diabrotica balteata is the source of this 353-nucleotide messenger RNA. The record is from the annotation of a GenBank genome assembly. Lineage: Eukaryota; Metazoa; Arthropoda; Insecta; Coleoptera; Chrysomelidae.
AAAACUUUUAAAUUACUAGUUUUAAUAAAUUUUUAAAAUAUCUACCAUGAAUAUCUUUUUGUUUGUUAAUCUUUGCUUGUGCGUGACGUUCUUGAUUUUAGUUUCACCCGCAGAAGCUCAAGACAUAGAACUUCUACCAGCAGAAGAUUUUAUAUGUUCAUGUAUCUUAAUAAUACGUGAAGUUUGCGCUUCGAAUGGAGAGACUUAUGACAACGAAUGCUGGUUUAAAUGCGCACAACAAGAAGAUCCUAAUUUACAAAUAGUAUCCCAGGGAAGAUGUGAUCAGAGCUGAAAUGUGUAGAACUUGUAAAUAAAGUUUGUAUUACACUGAUUAAUAAAAAGUAUCAUAAUUA